Messenger RNA from Spodoptera frugiperda (fall armyworm), 1499 nucleotides. RefSeq names its product ethanolaminephosphotransferase 1-like. Lineage: Eukaryota; Metazoa; Arthropoda; Insecta; Lepidoptera; Noctuidae. Gene Ontology annotation, cellular component: Golgi apparatus; endoplasmic reticulum membrane. The transcript has 10 exons. Gene Ontology annotation, molecular function: ethanolaminephosphotransferase activity. Gene Ontology annotation, biological process: phosphatidylethanolamine biosynthetic process. Bases 228 to 1403 code for a protein of 391 amino acids. The record is from RefSeq and is a predicted model, not a curated record.
AAGAUACGACGCGUGGCGACCAGUUAUUUGUAAUGAAUUUAUCAGUAUUACUUAGUAGCUGUUAUCCGGCCACAGAUUAUAAUGUUAUAAUAUUCAAUUUUGUGUAUUAAAUCGCGGGUUUAAAUUAGGUUUUAAGUUAUAUUUUUGGUGUUGUAAGUGUGUAAUAAGUAGCAUUGUUUGUGUGUAUUUUUGUUUGAAGAAACUGUUUGACGGUGGUUGUGUUCAAAAUGUUUGACUAUAAAUAUUUAAGUAAAGAAGAGAUAAAAGGAUUUAAUAAGUAUAAGUACAGUGCGAUAGACACAAGCCCUCUCAGCAAAUAUGUGAUGCAUCCAACAUGGAACACUGUUGUCAAAUUUAUACCAAAAUCAAUAGCUCCGAAUCUGAUUACCUUCGCCGGGUUCCUAUGCAUGGUGGUAGCAGUGGUCACUCUGACAGUGUAUGAUUACGACUUCUACGCGGUCGGCGGCCGGCCCGGAGUGGUCGGGUCCGGGAGUGAAGUACCUAACUGGGUGUUUACUAUGUGCGGGGUGCUUGUAUUCUUGGCUUAUAACUUAGAUGGUAUCGACGGCAAGCAAGCUCGUCGUAUCGGUGUGUCGGGGCCUCUGGGCGAGCUGUUCGACCACGGGCUGGACUCCUUCAUCGUGUUUCUGGUGCCCUAUUCUCUCAUCUCCGUUUAUGGCAGGGAUCAGGAGUACUCCGUGUCUUGUUUUAGAGGCUUCCUGAUAGUAAUCAGCGUGGUGAUGAACUUCUACGUGAGCCAUUGUGAGAAGUACAAUACUGGGGUCCUAUACCUUCCGUGGAGCUACGACCUUAGUAUGUGGGCCAGUGCCCUACUAUUCCUAUUCCCAGGAGCGUAUGGUCCGGAGUUCUAUAAGUACUAUGUGUUCGGUGACGUCACAUUCACACAGGCGUUGGAAGCGCUCAUACAUUGUAUGGGAUUCAUCACUACCUACCCUGUUGCUGUUUAUAAUGUUUAUUUGUCAAACAAAAACCGUACAGGCAAGAGGUACCCGAUCCUGCAGGCGACGAAGCCAAUCUGGUCUAUGUUGGUGAUGACCGGUGCUACCAUCUACUGGGCUCUGCAGUCACCCAACAACGUCAUCGAAGUGUACCCCAGGGCCUUCAUCUUCAUGUUUGGAACACUUUUUAGUAAUAUUUCUUGCCGUCUAAUUAUCGCUGAGAUGAGCCACAGCCGAUGUGAGCUACUGUCCUGGAUGACCUGGCCUCUGCUUGGAGGGAUGGUGACGUCUCUCUAUCAGCCUCAACUAGAAGCCAUCGUUCUUCAUCUGCUGUCAGCCCUGUUUCUAUUUACCCAUAUACAUUAUGGAAUUUGUGUGGUACGACAAAUUUGCAACCAUUUCAAAAUAAACUGUUUCACAGUACCAAAGGAGAAGAGAAAAUAAAGUGUAAAUAAUCGAAAUACUAACGUAAGCGUAAUGUAAUAGUGUUGAUUUUCCAUUUUUAGUAUUAUGUAAGAAUAAAGUUUGUUUGCACCAAAA